Labrus mixtus (cuckoo wrasse) is the source of this 3080-nucleotide messenger RNA. RefSeq names its product RNA binding motif protein 25a (gene rbm25a). Gene Ontology annotation, molecular function: mRNA binding. The transcript is spliced from 19 exons. Gene Ontology annotation, cellular component: spliceosomal complex. Bases 201 to 2702 code for a protein of 833 amino acids. Gene Ontology annotation, biological process: regulation of alternative mRNA splicing, via spliceosome; mRNA processing. Lineage: Eukaryota; Metazoa; Chordata; Actinopteri; Labriformes; Labridae. The record is from RefSeq and is a predicted model, not a curated record.
AAAACCAAACUCACUGUCCCAUGAUGCAUUGCGGAAAGAAUAGCUCCUAGUUAUUUCUCACCGGUGACAAUUCUAACGCUAAUCUUUAGCGUUGUGUUUCUCCGUUUUCUGUGUUUAUCUCGCUGCUGUUUGGACACCUGGAACUUUUAUUAGACGUUUUUAUCUCCCACGUGACAGCAGGUCGUCCUGUGUUACUCAGGAUGUCUUACCCUCCUCCGAUGAACCGCCAGCAGAUCGGAAUCCCGCAGCUGCCCCCCAGGAUCCCCCCUCCUCAGUUUGCAGGAUUCGGCCCGGGUGUCCCUCCAGGUACUCCCAUGAUCCCGGUUCAUAUGGGCGUAGUGACCCCCGCGCCCACAGUUCUCGUCCCGACGACCAUCGCCGUAGCACAGAAGCCGAUGCUUCCAAAGAAGGAUCUCAGCAGCAUCAGAGCCAAAGACACGGACGACAGCGGGGGUCCCACCACCACUGUGUUCGUAGGGAACAUCUCGGAAAAGGCCUCCGACAUGUUGGUCCGGCAGCUGCUGGCGAAAUGUGGAAUUGUUCUGAGUUGGAAAAGGGUCCAAGGAGCCUCUGGGAAACUUCAAGCUUUUGGUUUCUGUGAGUAUAAGGAGCCGGAGUCCACGCUGCGCGCCCUCAGACUUCUGCACGAACUCCUCUUAGGGGAUAAAAAGCUGCUGGUCAAAGUCGACGCCAAGACCAAGGCCCAACUGGAAGAGUGGAAGGCCAAGAAGAGGAGCGCGAACGGGGGAACCAGCGGGGGGUCAAAGAACGAGGACGACGAUGAGGAGGAGGAGGUUCUGGAUGAAGAAACUCUACGUCGAGACCAAGUGGUGAAGGGGGCGAUAGACGUCCUCAUCCGAGAGUACGCGAGCGAGCUCAACGCUCCGUCGCAGGACCCCGACAGUCAGCCGCGCAACAAGAAGAGGAAAGAGAAGAAGGAGGAGGAGGAUAUAAACGCCAUGGAGAUGGAGGACGACAAGAGAGACUUGAUUUCCAGGGAGAUCAGUAAAUUCCGCGACACACACAAGAAACUGGAGGAGGAAAAAGGAAAGAAGGAAAAGGAGCGCCUGGAGAUCGAGAGGGAGAGGAGGGAGAGGGACAAGGAGCGGGAGCGCGAGAGGGAGCGCCGCGACCGCGAGAAAGAGAAGGAGAGAGAGCGCGAGAGGGACAAGGAGCGGGAGAGAGACAGGGACCGCGAUCGUGACCGAGAACGGGAGAGAGACCGAGACCGGGACCGCGAGCGCGAGAGGACAAAGGAGCGCGAGAGAGAGCGUGAGAGGGACAGGAGUCGAGAUGUCAGUGAGAAUCGCAGCAGAUCCAGAGAGAGGACCAGAGAGGAGAAAAAACGAGACCGUGAAGAAGAUGAGGAGGACGUGCACGAACGCAGGCGGCUGGAGAGGAGGCUCCGAGACAAGGAGGCGGCUUACCAAGAACGCCUGAAAAACUGGGAGAUCCGAGAGAGGAAGAAAGGUCGGGACUACAGCAAAGACUCCGAGAGGGAGGACGAGAGGAGGCGGGAAAUGACGAAAGAAGCCAAACGACUGAAAGAGUUCCUCGAGGAUUAUGACGACGACAGAGACGACCCCAAAUACUACAGGGGCAGCGCUCUUCAGAAGCGACUCCGGGACCGAGAAAAGGAGACCGAAUUGGACGAGCGGGACCGAAAGAGAGAGAAGGAGGAGCUGGAGGAGAUCAGACAGAGGCUUCUGGCUGAAGGUCAUCCUGACCCCGACGCCGAGCUACAAAGGAUGGAGGAGGAGGCCGAGCGCAGACGACAGCCUCCUCUUAAACUCGAACCCGAGGAGGACGUGCACCAGGAGAAGUCCCACAAGGACCGGGAUCGGGAGAAGCGGGGGUCGGCGAGGCCCGCUGAGCCGGUCCCCCGAGGCCCGCCGCAGCAUUCCGACGACGACGACGUGGAAGGGGACGAGGACGACUACCGCGACGGAGAGGACUCUCAGGAGGCCAAACCACAACUCAAACCCAUCAUGCGACCAAUCACCACGGCUCCCUCGGUGUCCUCCGCCAGUGGGAACGCCACGCCCAACACACCCGGCAACGAGUCUCCCUGCGGGAUCAUUAUACCAGGCGAGAACACGCCCGAAGUCCAACCUCCAGAGGAACACCGGCCCAAGAUCGGACUGAGUCUCAAACUGGGCGCCACCAACAGUCCCAGCCAGCUCAACGUGGGGAAGCGGAAGAAGCUGGCGACCGUGGAAAGCGUGUUCAACAAGUUCGAUGACGAGGAGGCCGACGAGCAGCCGCGCAAAAGGAAGCUGGUUCCUCUGGAUUACGGCGAUGACGACAAGAGUCUGGGACUGGACGGGGCGGAGCUUCCAGCGGGGAAAGGCAACGUCAACACGGAGGAGAAACGAAAACACAUAAAGAGCCUCAUCGAGAAAAUCCCCACGGCACGGCCCGAGCUCUUCUCCUACCCUCUGGACUGGACCAUGGUGGACUCGACUCUGAUGGAUCGCCGCAUCAGACCGUGGAUCAAUAAAAAGAUUAUCGAGUACAUCGGCGAGGAGGAGGCCACGCUGGUGGAUUUUGUCUGCUCGAAGGUGAUGGCACACAGCACUCCUCAGGGUAUUCUCGAUGACGUGGCGAUGGUUCUGGAUGAAGAGGCGGAGGUCUUCAUCGUUAAAAUGUGGAGACUGUUGAUUUACGAAACAGAAGCAAAGAAGAUCGGGCUGGUGAAAUAAAGACCUCGUGUCUCUCGGCUCGUCGUUCUGCUGCCUUCCUGUUUUUCUGCAGACUGUAAACGUGUGUCCAAACAUCCCUCCAGUCCAUCAGCACGGAGCGGCUGCCUUCUACGUGUGUGUGUGUGUGUGUGUGUGUGUGUGUGUGUGUGUGUGUGUGUGUGUGUGUGUGGGGAAAAGUCUGAACUGUGAACAGAACAGGUUUGCACAAACAUACUGCAUGAUGAAACUUUGGUUGUAUUUUUGUCCUUUGUUGAGGCAAAUGUUGAAUUUCAUCCGUUUUUCCAAAUCGUUGGACACAUCCUGCUUUGAUUUCCUGUCUUCAUGUCGCGGCUCUGCUCCGUCGUGUGAACUAAUAAAUAUGCUUUUUUUAUAAAGAGA